GGCGGAAAAUGAAGGUCACGUGGCGGCAGUCGAAGCGCCCAGAAGCGUCGCGGGGAGCCACUCGGCCGGUCCGGCCCUUUCUCGCAACUUCCAGGCUGCCACUACCGCUGCCUCAGGCACCUUCCAGAGUCAUCUAGAGCCAUCCACUGCAUCACCAUCCAUGGAUCAUCCAGAUCGUCCAUUCUGGCAGCCAAAGGUAUAAAGCCACCCUCGACACCCGGUCAAGUUAGUCUUCCUCAGAUCAGAAUCAAUCAAGCAUACAAACGAGAAUCACAACUUCUCUAAAGCCUCUACCUACAAUCACAAACCACUUUGCACUCUUCUACCACAACUCUUUCUACUACAAAACACCACUAUCAACCCAACAAUCACCAUGUCUCUCUUCCGCAGCAUCCCUUCUGGUACUGAAUUUGGUCCUCUCUUCCGUCUUCUGGACGACUACGACCUCCACCGUUCCGGCCAGAGCGCCAGCUCCUCUGCUACCACCCGCUCCUUCGCUCCUCGCUUCGACGUCCGCGAGACCGCGGAGGGCUACCACCUCGAUGGCGAGCUGCCCGGCAUCGCCCAGAAGGACAUCGACAUCGAGUUCUCCGACCCACAGACUCUCGUGAUCAAGGGUCGCACCGAGCGCGAGUACCACAACUUCGACGAGAACGAGGAAGCCCAGCAGGACAACAAGUCGGAGUCCGCCACCCCGGACAACAACAAGGCCGAGAGCAGCACUGAGGUCGCCAAGACUGGCGACAAGCAGGUCGGCAAGCACAAGGCCAAGCCUCACUUCUGGGUCAGCGAGCGCUCCAUCGGCGAGUUCCACCGCACCUUCAGCUUCCCCACCCGCGUCGACCAGGACAGCGUCAAGGCCAGCCUCAAGAACGGCAUCCUCUCCAUCUUCGUGCCCAAGGCUGCCAAGCCCAGCUCUAAGAAGAUCACCAUCGAGUAAAUGGGCUCGCCUCCACCGACCAAAUUGGCAAUCUUUGCUGUGAUGUGAUGAGACGACAAUUUUAGCAUAGCGACUGCGAUUCUCUCUGCUUGGGUUGCACCUGACUUGCGAUUUGUUUCCUUCUUGAGCUGGUUGAUUGAGGGGAUGAUUGCACGUUCCUUGAAGUUGAGCCUGUUGUUGAG
Aspergillus saccharolyticus JOP 1030-1 is the source of this 1122-nucleotide messenger RNA. RefSeq names its product Hsp20/alpha crystallin family protein. The coding region runs from base 374 to 940 and encodes 188 amino acids. Gene Ontology annotation, biological process: protein folding; response to salt stress; protein complex oligomerization. NCBI's taxonomy places the organism in Eukaryota, Fungi, Ascomycota, Eurotiomycetes, Eurotiales, Aspergillaceae. The record is from RefSeq and is a predicted model, not a curated record. The transcript has a single exon.